Sporothrix brasiliensis 5110 is the source of this 609-nucleotide messenger RNA. RefSeq lists its product as uncharacterized. The record is from RefSeq and is a predicted model, not a curated record. The transcript is spliced from 2 exons. The coding region runs from base 1 to 609 and encodes 202 amino acids. Gene Ontology annotation, molecular function: RNA nuclease activity; RNA binding. NCBI's taxonomy places the organism in Eukaryota, Fungi, Ascomycota, Sordariomycetes, Ophiostomatales, Ophiostomataceae.
AUGACCGAGCACAUCAUUUACUACUCCCCCUCCUUCUCCGAGGCCAGCCACAAGGCCACGUUUACGCGCGACCAGAUUAAUGACGCCAUCGGCCACGCGCUCAGCCUGCUCAAGGAAGGAAAGCAGAUUGGCGAGGGCAACUUCCCCCACGCCUACAAGACGUACCCGCUGCCUGCGUCGGCCGGCAAGCACGCCCGCGGGCCCAUCUUUGAGUUCCCCAUCCUGCUGGACGGCAGCCCGUACAAGGGCCGCCACAACCCCGGCCCAGACCGCGUCGUGUUUGGGUCGGUGGCGACAGACUACGGAUCGGCCGACUACGUGGGCAUUGCCGGUGUGGGACCGGAUGGUGCGGGGGCGGCGGCGACGACGACAAAGACGCCCUCCGCCGCGCCAGGCGGCACGCCCGGGUCGUACACGCCGCACAUUUUCCGGGACACGUCGGUGAACCCGGGCGAGGGACACCGCCUCCACCUCCACCACCACAGUCACGACCACGGCCAUGACCACGAUGACGGCAACGAGAGCAAGACGGAGACGCCGCCGCUGACGCCGCCCGAGGAGCGGGAGCUGCUGUCCGAGGCGGAUGUCAAGGUGCCGUUUUCGGAUUAA